Cuscuta epithymum is the source of this 3999-nucleotide messenger RNA. NCBI's taxonomy places the organism in Eukaryota, Viridiplantae, Streptophyta, Magnoliopsida, Solanales, Convolvulaceae. The record is from the annotation of a GenBank genome assembly.
UUCAAGGGAACAGUUAGCCGACAGCGGAGCCGUCACCUUCAUCGUACUUACGUUCAGUCUCUCUUCUGGCGGGAAGAACAAAAACACCGCAUUCUCUUCAAGCUUCUCAUACUUUAUGCUCCUAAAAACCAGCAACGCGAUGUCCCGGUUAACAGCAAAGAACGUCGUCGUAUCAGUCUCUGGCUGGCGGUAUUUGUUCCACUUUCUCCGGCCGCCUCUCCACCGCUACUGCUGCUCGGUUUCCUCCCCGCAUUUUCCCAUCACUUGGCGGAGUGACCAGAUUCAUUGCUUCAACCGGCGAAAGCUUUAUGCAACGUCUGCAAUUACAAACAGGCACUUAGAGAGUGUACCUGAAGAAAAGAGCUAUGCUCACAUUAUGUGGUGGAAGGAGACAGUGGAGAGGUCGAGAAAGCCUUCUUCCAUUAAACUAGUUAAGAGGCUCACAUAUUCUAAUUUGUUGGGUGUAAAUUCAGACUUAAGGAAUGGGAGUUUAAAAGAAGGAACACUUAAUUGGGAGAUGUUGCAGUUCAAGUCUAGAUUUCCUCGUGAGGUUUUGCUCUGCAGAGUAGGUGAGUUUUAUGAGGCCGUAGGUUUUGAUGCUUGUAUCCUUGUGGAAUAUGCUGGUUUAAAUCCAUGUGGUGGUCUUCGUUCAGACGGCAUACCGAAAGCUGGCUGUCCUGUUAUGAAUCUUAGACAGACUUUGGAUGACCUGACAAGUAAUGGAUUUUCAGUUUGCAUUGUUGAGGAAGUUCAAGGCCCAACUCAAGCUCGUUCUCGUAAAAGCCGCUUUAUAUCUGGGCAUGCACAUCCUGGCAAUCCUUACGUAUUUGGACUUGUUGGAGAUGAUCACGAUCUUGAUUUUCCAGAACCAAUGCCAGUAGUUGGAAUAUCUCAUUCAGCUAAGGGGUAUUGCAUCACAUCUGUUAUGGAAACUACGAAGACCUACUCCACUGAGGAUGGGCUUACUGAGGAAGCCUUGGUUACUAAGCUUCGGACUACUUUGUGCCAUCAUUUAUUUUUGCAUACUUCAUUGAAAAACAAUUCAUCAGGAACUUCUCGCUGGGGGGAGUUUGGUAAUGGUGGUCUGUUGUGGGGAGAAUGUAAUGCAAGAAACUAUGAGUGGUUGGAUGGUGAUCUAACCAAUGAGCUCUUGUCUAAGGUGAAGGAAAUUUAUGGUCUUGAUCUUAACGUCACAUUUAGAAAUGCUACUGUUGCAUCAGAAAACAGACCCCGUCCUUUGCACCUAGGAACUGCUACCCAGAUAGGUGCUAUUCCGACUGAAGGAAUUCCUUCUUUGCUAAAGGUGUUGCUUCCUGCACAUUGCACAGGUCUACCUGUCCUGUAUAUAAGAAAUCUGCUCUUGAAUCCACCUGCAUAUGAGAUUGCAUCCAAUAUACAACAAGCAUGCCGACUUAUGAUGAGCGUAACCUGUUCACUUCCUGAAUUUACUUGUGUCUCAUCCUCAAAGCUUGCCAAGUUGCUUGAGUUGAGGGAAGCAAAUCAUGUAGAGUUUUGCAGAAUAAAGACUAUGCUGGAUGAAAUACUGCAGAUGAAUAAACAUAAUGAACUUGCUCAAAUUCUACAUUUACUGAUAGAUCCUACUUGGGAGGCUACUGGUUUAAAAGUUGACUUUGAUUUGCUGGUAAAUGAAUGUAAGAAUGUGUCUAGUACAAUUGGUGAACUUAUUUUUCUAGAUGGAGAAAGUGAUCAGAAAACAAGUUCCUCUUCUAUUAUUCCUAAAGAUUUUUUUGAAGACACAGAGUCUUUAUGGAAAGGCCGUGUCAAGAGGGUUCAUUUGGAGGAAGCAUAUGCAGAAGUUGAGAGCGCAGCAGAUGCCCUAUCAUUAGUUGUUACAGAAGAUUUCCUGCCUAUUAUUUCGAGAGUAAAGGCCAUGAAUGCUCCACUUGGAGGGCCUAAGGGGGAGAUUUUGUAUGCUCGAGAUCAUCAGGCAGUAUGGUUCAAAGGGAAGCGUUUUAUUCCUUCUGUUUGGGCUGGGACCCCCGGAGAAGAUCAAAUUAAACGACUGAAACCUGCUGUGGACUCAAAGGGAAAGAAGGUUGGGGAUGAAUGGUUUACCACAAUGAAUGUGGAGAAAGCAUUAGCAAGGUAUCAUGAGGCUAAUGCUAAGGCCAAGCUGGAGGUACUGCAAUUGCUUAGAGGGCUUUCUUCUGCAUUACAAACUAAGAUCAAUAUUAUUGUCUUUGCAUCCAUGCUUGUUAUAAUUGCGAAGGCCUUGUUUGCUCUCGUGAGGUCGGUAAACUUACUUAUGUGAACAACAUGUUCCUCUUCCUGGGACCAUCUGUAAAUUGAUAUACUCCUGUGAAGGGAGGAGGAGGAAAUGGAUUUUCCCAAGCCUCAUGCAACUUCAUGGGUCCAAGGACUGCAAGCCACAUGGUGGGGUUAUUAUGAUGAAGAUAUCUGGUCUAUCCCCUUAUUGGUUUGAUGUAGUGCGAGGCAGCGCUGUACAAAAUUCAGUUGAUAUGCAAUCACUUUUUCUGCUAACCGGGCCAAAUGGAGGUGGAAAAUCAAGCUUGCUACGAUCAAUUUGUGCUGCUGCAUUGCUUGGGAUAUGUGGAUUCAUGAUUCCGGCUGAAUCAGCUGUCAUUCCUCAUUUUGAUUCCAUUAUGUUACACAUGAAAUCUUAUGAUAGCCCUGCUGAUGGAAAAAGCUCAUUCCAGAUUGAAAUGUCUGAAGUACGUUCCCUAAUUAAUGGAUGCACUUCAAGAAGCCUAGUACUUAUUGAUGAAAUAUGCAGAGGAACAGAAACAGCAAAAGGAACAUGUAUUGCUGGCAGUAUUAUAGAAACUCUGGAUGAGAUAGGCUGUUUGGGGAUUGUAUCAACCCACCUGCAUGGACUCUUUGAUUUGCAUUUGAAUACCAAAAAGACAGUGUGCAAAGCAAUGGGAACAGAUUAUAUUGAUGGUCAACCUGUACCGAAUUGGAAACUUGUGGAUGGAAUCUGUAGAGAAAGCCUUGCUUUUGAAACCGCUCAGCGAGAAGGAAUCCCUGAAAAGAUAAUUUGUAGGGCUGAACAGCUCUACCAAUCAUAUUAUUUUAUGCAAAGUUCAUCCUCAACGAAUAGAACCUCAGAACCAAAUCGUUUUACUGUUCAACCCAAUACAAGUAGCAGUGAUGAAGUGGCUGACAAAUUCAAUGGUUCAAAAGAAGAGUUCAUGUCUUCCACGAGAAAAUCAAACAUAAAGAAAAUCAUUUGGAAGGAACUAGAAAAUACUAUUACCACGAUUUGUCAGGAGAAGUUAAUGGAACUCCACAAGAUGAAACACCCGUCUGAACUUGCUGUUAAUUAUUUUAUGAUCUCUGUGAGAGAACAGCCCCCUCCAUCGACCAUUGGUACUUCAACUGUAUAUGUGAUGCUUAGACCAGAUAACAAACUUUAUGUUGGCCAGAGUGACGAUCUCGGGGGCCGAAUCCGUGCUCAUCGCUCAAACGAGGUAAUGGAGAAGGCAAGUUUCCUCUAUUUUUGUGUCCCUGGAAAAAGUGCAGCUUGCGAACUGGAAACACUUCUGAUAAACCAACUUCCCAAGCAUGGUUUUCAGCUGACUAAUGUUGCUGAUGGUAGACACAGAAAUUUCGGAACGUCUCAUCACUCCUUGGAGGCAGUGCCAAUAUAUAGAUGAACUAAUUCACCGCAUUGAUGUUAGGGUCUAGCUUUUGUAUAGUAGAAGUGUUUUUUCCGCACAAUUUUUGCUCAUGAUUUUGGGGGGCCUUGUAGGUUUCACAUUGGGCAGAGUGGCUGCAGCAGUUUUGUUCAAAUAUUAGUUGGUUGCUCCACUCAUUAUUCAGCCCUGUAUCUUUUUUACCCAUUUAAUUGAGAAAGCGUUCUGCUGCUACAUUAUAGCACGGGGUAUGCAUUUUUGGUUAUGUACAUAAAGAUCAUAUCUACUGGCUUGCAGAUGCAUUUGACUUCUCUGGCUUCUGUUAUAAUGCUGGAAAAAGGUAAAAAGCCAGAUCCGUCACAAUUCCGAUAACAUUUGUCAU